GGGAUGCAGAUCUUUGUGAAGACCCUAAGGGGCAAGACCAUCACCCUUGAGGUUGAGCCCAGUGACAUCACUGAGAAUGUCAAAGCCAAAAUCGAAGACAAGGAGGGCAUCCCACCUGACCAGCAGCAUCCGAUUCUUGCUGGCAAACAGCCGGAAGACGGCCGUACUCUGUCAGGCUACAAUAUCCUGAAGGAGUCCACCCUGCCCUUGGUGCUUCUCCUGCGGGCAGUGUCACUGAGCCUCCCCUCCGCCAGCUGGCUCAGAAACAACUGCGACAAGAUGAUCUGCCGCAAGUGUUAUGCUCGCCUGCACCCCCGCGCAGUCAACUGUGGCAAGAAGUGCGGCCACACCAAUAACUUGCUCCCCAAGAAGAAGGUCAAAUGA
Hyaena hyaena (striped hyena) is the source of this 384-nucleotide messenger RNA. Its product is annotated as ubiquitin-like. The coding region runs from base 4 to 384 and encodes 126 amino acids. Lineage: Eukaryota; Metazoa; Chordata; Mammalia; Carnivora; Hyaenidae. The record is from RefSeq and is a predicted model, not a curated record. Gene Ontology annotation, biological process: protein ubiquitination; translation; modification-dependent protein catabolic process. Gene Ontology annotation, cellular component: cytoplasm; nucleus; ribosome. Gene Ontology annotation, molecular function: ubiquitin protein ligase binding; structural constituent of ribosome; protein tag activity. The transcript has a single exon.